Dendrobium catenatum is the source of this 1636-nucleotide messenger RNA. Its product is annotated as zinc finger CCCH domain-containing protein ZFN-like. NCBI's taxonomy places the organism in Eukaryota, Viridiplantae, Streptophyta, Magnoliopsida, Asparagales, Orchidaceae. Gene Ontology annotation, molecular function: mRNA binding; metal ion binding. The record is from RefSeq and is a predicted model, not a curated record. The transcript is spliced from 7 exons. The coding region runs from base 69 to 1592 and encodes 507 amino acids.
GUCGUCCAGUAGGCCGCCGCCGGUGGGGAAGCCGCUGGUGCGACGUCGUGUGAAGGCGGCGUUAGCUAAUGGAGCUCAACGGCGGCGGAAAGAAAAAGAACAAUGUUGAACCUACAAGGCGGACGGAAUUAAACAUUGCUAAAGCGUCUGCAUCGUCACUUCGCCAGCUACCUCUCGGCGAAGAGUCGAUGCAGCAAAUUAGUUCCAGGGCGGGCAACAACAUGGACUCUGAAUCUUAUCCCGAACGUCCUGGAGAGCCAGAUUGCCCUUAUUACCUCAACAGUGGCUAUUGUAAAUUGGGAAUGUAUUGCGGAUUUAAUCAUCCUCCCAGGGAGCACUAUCUGGAGACUGGAAAAUGCAAUUUUGGACCUGCAUGGAAAUUUCAUCGCCCUAGUUAUAAUCCCGGAAUCAGAAAAUUAAAUUCCCUAGGCUAUCCUCUUCGUUUGAAUGUGAUUGAUUGCAAAUUUUAUUUAACAAAUGGAUGGUGCAAGUUCAACAAAACCUGUACAUUUAACCAUCCUGAGCCAUCUAAUUCAAUGCCCUGGUGGCUUUCACGGACAACGCCAAGCCAAACAUUAUGUCCUGGGGAACUGACUUCUUUCAAUGCGAGCCCUCAUUGGCAAGUUCCUUCAAGCUAUGCGCAAGUAAUUCUUCCUCAAGGAUUGGCUCAAGUUCCAAGCUGGAAUACAUUUCCUUAUUAUCUUAACCAGCAACAGAAUUCUGGGAAUGUCCAAUUUGUUGGAAGUGGAACAGCCAUGAAUCCUCCGGCUUCAUAUUCUUCUUUUCCUCUGAGACCUGGUGAACCUGAUUGCCCAUUCUUUGCAAAAACAGGGGAUUGUAAAUUUGGUUUAGCCUGCAGGUUUAAUCAUCCAAUAGCAAAUAUAACUUCUACGUCAGACUGUGAGUUAAGCCCCGAGGGUCUUCCCCUACGCCCGGUAAGCUAUACUGCUCACUUCCUUUUUGCAUAUCUUGAGAAGUUCAUACAGUUAGCUCUUUCCAGAAGGGAAUAUAAUCAACUCUUUUUGCAGGGUCGACCUCUGUGUGUUUUUUAUGGCCGUUAUGGUUACUGCGGAUAUGGCUUGACUUGCAAAUUUGAUCAUCCAAUAGCUGCUCCAAAGGGCAUCACGGAGAGUCUUUCAACAUCAUCAUAUAAUGUUCCUGUUGUUCGACAACCAUUAGAGUCAUCAUCUGGGCCUGCCACGUUAACAUUGUCAGUUGAAAGCUAUUCUGUAGCCAGCCCUGGAAAAUUAAAACGACUCCCCUCAUCCAAACGACAGAAAAUGAAUUCUGACGAUGAGAAGCUUCUGAUUUCUUAUUUGAAGUAUCAUCUUAACCAGCAACAGAAUUCUGGGAAUGUCCAAUUUGUUGGAAGUGGAACAGCCAUGGGUCCUCCUGCUUCAUAUUCUUCUUUUCCUGUGAGACCUGGUGAACCUGAUUGCCCAUUCUUUGCCAAAACAGGGGGUUGUAAAUUUGGUUCUCGCUGCAGGUUUAAUCAUCCUCGCAUAGGAAAGAUAACUCUUACUUCAGAGUGUGAGUUGAGCCCCAUUGGCCUUCCGCUACGCCCAGUAAGCUAUCCUGCUCACUUCGUAUAAUAAAGGACCUUGCAUAUGAUCUUUUUUAGGUUUCGUUUGUGACG